Fusarium mangiferae is the source of this 555-nucleotide messenger RNA. RefSeq lists its product as uncharacterized. NCBI's taxonomy places the organism in Eukaryota, Fungi, Ascomycota, Sordariomycetes, Hypocreales, Nectriaceae. The record is from RefSeq and is a predicted model, not a curated record. The transcript has a single exon. Bases 1 to 555 code for a protein of 184 amino acids.
AUGUUUCAAGCCCGUUUCAAGUCAACAUCGCGAGCUCUCCUCAACUCGCAGCGCUCUCCAAGAUUUAGCCUCAAUCUACGACACUUCUGUGCUUCUCCAUCUCAUUCCCAGCGCCUCCCAGUUCAGAUCUCAGGCCAAGGAAGCGGCACCAUCCAAACCAUCUCUGUCAAAGACAAGCCGUACAAAUUCUCAACCGACGCCCCCAAGGUCAUCGGCGGUCAGGAAUCACACCCCUCACCUAUCGCCUACACCCUCGCUAGCCUCAGCUCGUGCAACCAGGUCACAGGCGCACUUGUAGCCAAGGAUCACGGGCUCACGCUGGGCAAAUGGCGCGUCCUGGUCGAGGGCCAACUACCCACUGCGGUGUUCGUUGCAGGUGAGCAGGGUAACCCGAAUUGGGAGAGCGUGGACUUGGAGGUGUUUGUACAGACUAGUGCAGGCGAUGCUGCGUUCGAACAUUUUGUUGCCGAGGUUGAACGACGAUGCCCUAUCGCGCAGCUUUUUAAACGCAGUGGUGUGGCGUAUAAGAGCACGUGGAUUAACGAGCCGCUAUGA